Eremomyces bilateralis CBS 781.70 is the source of this 1083-nucleotide messenger RNA. RefSeq names its product malate/L-lactate dehydrogenase-like protein. NCBI's taxonomy places the organism in Eukaryota, Fungi, Ascomycota, Dothideomycetes, Eremomycetales, Eremomycetaceae. Gene Ontology annotation, molecular function: oxidoreductase activity. Bases 1 to 1083 code for a protein of 360 amino acids. The record is from RefSeq and is a predicted model, not a curated record. The transcript has a single exon.
AUGGCAGAGUCUGCUGGUGACCACUCCGAGACCGGAGAUUAUCGGCUCAUAUCGAAAGCAGACGCGGAAGCAUUUGCAACUAGGCUGCUGGUGGCCAACGGAACACCAACGUCUCACGCCGAACAUGUUGCCGCAUGCCUGGUCCUCGCCGACCUGCGCGGGAUCGAAUCGCAUGGGAUCAACCGCCUCAUCCCGUACCUGAUCCGCGUACGCGCAGGUCUCCUCGACCCGGCCGCCGAGCCCAUCCUCAAACAAGUCACGCCGGUGGUAGGAGAAAUUGACGGGAAGAAUGGCUGGGGUUUUCUGACCGCCAAAGCCGGUAUGCAGCGGGCGUGCGACAUGGCGCAGACGUUCGGAAUCGGCAUGGUGUCGGCGCACCACAGCAACCACUUUGGCAUGAGCGCGUGGAUUGUAGAGCAGGCCAUUGAGGCGGGGAUGAUGUCCCUCGUCUUCACCAAUUCCUCGUCGGCGCUCCCCGCGUUCGGUGGUCGAGAGAAGCUGCUAGGUGUGAGUCCUAUUGCCGCCGGAGCUCCUGGAGGGAACCAUCCGCCGUUCAUUCUUGACUUCGCGCCAAGUGUCGCAGCGAGAGGCAAGGUUCACAAAGCGCUGAGGCGUGGCGAGGAGAUCCCGUUCGGCUGGGCGUUGGACGCCGAAGGGAGGGACACAACCGACCCGGCAGCGGCUCUCGAGGGCACGAUGCUUCCGAUGGCCGGCCCUAAAGGCUCGGCGUUGGCAAUCAUGAUGGACGUGUUCUCAGGUGUUCUCUCUGGGUCUGCGUUUGCUGGGGAGGUCGUCGGUCCAUAUGACAAGACGCGAGGGCCGGGGGAAGGAGUGGGCCACCUUUUCGUGGCGAUGAAGCCAGACCUCUUCGUUAGCGGGGAAGAGUUCCGCCACAGGAUGAAUCAUCUGUAUGAGAGGGUAACCGGGAGCAAGAAAGCAGACGGAGUCGAAAGGAUAUACUUUCCUGGUGAAGUUGAGGGGGAAAAGCGCAAGCAAAGGGAAGUGUCCGGAAUCCCUUUUGCACACAUUGAGGUCAACAGCCUCAAUGAAGAAGCGAGAAAGGCUGGGGUGGAAGGGAUCUAA